Messenger RNA from Boleophthalmus pectinirostris (great blue-spotted mudskipper), 3843 nucleotides. RefSeq names its product nucleolar and coiled-body phosphoprotein 1 (gene nolc1). NCBI's taxonomy places the organism in Eukaryota, Metazoa, Chordata, Actinopteri, Gobiiformes, Gobiidae. The transcript is spliced from 14 exons. Gene Ontology annotation, cellular component: nucleoplasm; nucleolus. Bases 48 to 3239 code for a protein of 1063 amino acids. Gene Ontology annotation, molecular function: protein binding. The record is from RefSeq and is a predicted model, not a curated record.
CCACGCCUUUCUUUGCUUCCGGUCCUUCCAGAACAAGCGUGGGGAAGAUGGCGUCGCAGAAGUCAGUACCGAGCGAUUUGUAUAAAUGCGUUUAUUCCUUUUUAGUGGAAAACAAGUUCACUAAGGCGGCUCAGCAGUUUCUGAAACAGACUAAGGUGAAUGCUCAGGAUCCAAAUGAGGAACGUCUUGAAGACAUCUACACCUUCUGGGUGAAAUCCCCGGAGUCAAAAAAACGAAAAGCACCUGGGAACCAAAGCGAGACUGUAAAUGGCCCUUCUGCCAAGAAAGCCAAACCCAGCACUGAGAGCUCCAGCGAGUCAAGCAGUGAGGAAGAGGAGGCUGCUCCUAAAACUACAAUUAAAGCAACACCAACUGCUGUUAAGACUGCACCUGUCAAAACCUCAACAAAAGCAGAUCCCAGCAGCAGUGAGGAUUCUAGCGAUUCUGAGGAGGAAGAGGCACCUGCAAAAACCCCUGCUAAAACCCCUCCUGUAAAGCCUGCACCGGCUCCAGCUGCUGUUAAUGCUAGAAAGAAGGACACAAGCUCGAGCAGUGAGGAGUCUGAGGAGGAGCCAGCUAAAACCUCAGUGCAAAAAACUAAAGUUGCUGCUGUCACCCCCAAAGCAGCAGCAGUAGCUGCUAAACCUGCUGCCCAGAAGAAGCAGGAGAGCAGCAGCGAGGACAGUUCCUCAGAUUCAGAAGAUGACAAACCAACCAAGGCUCCAGUCAAACCUGCUCCAGCUGCAGCUGCUGCAGAAUCAAGCAGUGAAGAGUCUUCAUCUGAAGAUGAGGUUCCUCCCAGCAAAAAGCCUAAAGCCGGUGUGUACAGUGCCGUUCCACCUCCCACUUCAGUUCAGCCUACUCCUGCUGCAAACAAGGCACAGAAAGAGGACUCUGACAGCAGUGAUGAGAGCAGCGAUGAAGAUGAAAAGAAAGUAGCUGCUAAACCUACAACAAAUGCAGCCACUGCCCCCAAACCUGCAAAGACGCAAGAAUCCAGCUCAGACAGUUCAGAUUCAAGUUCAGAUGAGGAUGAACCCCCUGCAACUAAAACAGCAGCCCAAGCCACACCUGCAAAAAAGCCUGUGAAACCUACACCUGCUGCAAAACCAACCACCCCAGCUGCCAAACCGGCCCCUGCUGCAGAUAGCAGCUCUGAGUCAAGUUCAGAGGAAGAGGAGGAGCCUCCAAAAAAUGCAGCAAUGGCCCCCCCGGCUAAAGCUACUCCAGCUAAACCUGCCCCGGCUAAAGCUACUCCAGCUAAAGCUGCUCCGGCUAAAAAGGAUGCGUCCUCCAGUUCUGAAUCUGACAGCAGCUCUGAUGAGGAGGCAUCAAAGCCCGUUGCUGCAGUUCCACCAAAACCUGUAGUAUCCAAACCACCUGCCAAGAAGGAGGAGAGCAGCUCAUCCUCUGAGUCUUCCUCUGAGGAUGAGGAGUCUGCCAGUCAGAAACCUGCAUCUAAAGCCUCCACUCCAGCAGCAAAACCUGCUGCUCCUGCUGCUAAGGCUGCUCCUGCUGUAGCAGACAGCAGCUCAGAGACUGACUCCUCUGAGGACGAGGAGCCCGCUAAAGCUAUUCCUGUCGCAAAGGCUACACCUCCAGCAAAGGCAGCGGACAGUAGUUCAGACUCUGAUUCGUCCUCUGAAGAUGAAGCACCAGCCAAAGUUAAACCUGCACCUAAACCUACAACAUCGGCAACAAAACCUGUCACUGCAGUAACAAAGACAGCAGCUACAUCAAAGGCUGAAGAAAGCAGCUCAGAUUCUGACUCUUCUGAGGAUGAAAAGCCAACUAAAUCAAAGCCUGUCACCCCAAAAGUGGCUACACCUGCUGCUAAAACAGCUACACCUAAAGCAGCUACACCUGUGGCUAAAGCGUCAGCGACAAAGACGGCUGACACUAGUUCUGAUUCAGAUUCAUCCUCUGAGGAUGAAGAGCCCAUCAAGGCCAAACCUGCUACACCUGCGGCUAAAGCUGCUACACCUGCGGCUAAAUCUGCUACACCUGUGUCUAAAGCUGCAACAAAAGCAGCAGAGAGUAGUUCUGAUUCAGAUUCAUCCUCUGAGGAUGAAGAACCCGCCAAGGCCAAAGUGGCUACACCUGCAGCUAAAACGGCUACACCGAAAGCUGCUACACCUGUAGCUAAUGCUGCAGCAAAAGCAGCAGAGAGUAGUUCUGGCUCAGACUCAUCCUCUGAGGAUGAAGAACCAGCCAAGGCCAAAGUGGCUACACCUGCAGCUAAACCAGUUACACCGAAAGCUGCUAAACCUGUGACUAAAGCUGCAGCAACAAAGACAUCUGACAGUAGUUCUGAUUCAGACUCAUCCUCUGAGGAUGAAGAGCCCACCAAGGCCAAACCUUCUACACCUGCAGCUAAAGCAGUCACAGCUAAAGCACCUACACCUGUGGCUAAAGCUGCAGCAAAAGCAGCAGAGAGUAGUUCUGAUUCAGACUCAUCCUCUGAGGAUGAAGAGCCCGCCAAAUCAAAACCUGUAACUUCUGCUGUGAAGGGCACUCCUGCUGCUAAAGUGACUCCGGCCAAAGCUCAGGAGAGCAGCUCUGAUAGCGACAGCUCUGACUCAGAAACUGAAGUGGCAAAACCUCCAGCAAAGAAGGCUCCUGCUGCUCCUACACCUGGUAAAAAGGCCGCUCCUGUGAAGAAGGCUGAGGAGAGCAGCUCUGACUCAGACAGCUCAGAUGAGGAGACCAAUAAGACCCCUGCAAAGUCUGCAGUGACCAAUGGCAAACCAGUGAAGCCCAUAGCGACACCUGCAGCUAAAAGUAAAGAGAGCAGCAGCUCCUCAGACAGUUCAGAGGAAGAGGAGGCAGCACAAAAAUCAGCCACAGCCCCCACCACACCCACAGCUAACGGUACCAAGAGCAAAAGGAAAAAGGAUGAAGACGAGUCAGCGGAAGAGGAAACUGAAAUAAAAACACCCCAAAACAAAAAGACAAAAAUGACAACACCUCAGACAUUUCCAAAAGCCAACAAAAAAUCUUCCAACGUCCCUUUCCGUAGAAUAAAGGACGAUGAAAUAGAAGUGGAUCCUCGUUUAGCAGACAACUCUUUUGAUGCAAAGCAUGGAGCCAAUGGAGACUGGGGUCAAAAAGCGAAUGAUGUCCUGAGGUACACCAAAGGAAAAUCGUUUCGACAUGAAAAAACUAAAAAGAAGAGGGGAAGUUACCGCGGCGGUGCCAUCUCCACAUCAGUCAAUUCAAUAAAGUUUGACAGUGACUGAGGACACUUUUGGACCAUUUCCCUCCACCUUAACUGUAACUGCUACUUUCCUGACUGUUAAACAGGAUGAGCUACAGAAUGUAUACCACUGAUGAACUUUGAUAGAUGCAUUUGUGGCAUCUCAGUUGACCAUCAAUUUUUAAAACCAGUGGACAGGAGGCUCUCUGUUGGUAAUAGUUGCAAAACAUUCUCAUUUAUAGCCACUAGGUGGCUGGAGGCCAUCUAUUAAACUUUGUAAACUUGUUUUCUUAUGCGACUUAACUUUUGUAUCAGUGACAGAAAAGAACUGCGUUUUCUCCUUUUCAAUGGUUAAUGUGGGUGCUACAUUUGCCUGGUGUUCAUUUCCCAUCUUUUAAGUGUAGAGGGGCUCACUUCUCUUUCAGUACACUUGAUUUAGAAAGUGGAAGUUAGUUUUAUACUAUAUUUAUUUGAAGGUUUUAGUUUCACUUUGAGUCUCUAUGGUUGUUGAAUUCUUUGAUUCUUUGUCCUACUGUCUCCAGUGAUGUAGAACUUGAGAAAAGAGCCAUACUUGUCAUUUGAAACUUCUGUUUGCAAUUUUAUUCAUGUAAUUAAAGAAAAAUGUGAGAUUAAACACUAAAUUAGUA